Messenger RNA from Clonostachys byssicola, 261 nucleotides. Lineage: Eukaryota; Fungi; Ascomycota; Sordariomycetes; Hypocreales; Bionectriaceae. The record is from the annotation of a GenBank genome assembly.
AUGUUCUUCGAGAAGGAACAUUGGUGCUACAUCAAGACCCUUGCUGGCCUUGAAAUAGGGACAUUCUACAUGGAACUGAGAAGAUUCCAUGGACAGAGUUCAGGAGAUGCUGAUAUGCCUUUCAACUUCGACAUAUGUGUACUCUCCGGGGAGAUCCAAUAUCGGUAUAUAAGCAUCGCUCGAUACCGCAUCUCACCUCACUUGACCUUUUGGUCAGUCUGCCCACCCGAAAUACGCCUCGGCGCCCAAGGCACUGAUUGA